This is a messenger RNA of Ceraceosorus bombacis, 2551 nucleotides long. The record is from the annotation of a GenBank genome assembly. NCBI's taxonomy places the organism in Eukaryota, Fungi, Basidiomycota, Exobasidiomycetes, Ceraceosorales, Ceraceosoraceae.
AUGUCUUCCGCGUGCACUCUUGAGCGCUUGCUGACUGUCACGACUUACAGUGCGAGCAAAGUACGCCGUCAGACCGGAGGAGCCUUCAGCGCCCUCGGUCCUGUCAGAGCGGAAUACAGCACAUGCCAAGCCUUUACCGCCAUGCAGAGUUUGUUGCCUGAUUCAUUGACGAGCUCAGCUCACGACUCGGGCUUCGUACAGGAUGGGAGCGCAACUAAAAUGCUGUUCCAGCAUUAUGGCGGCAGCAUACCCCCACCGCCGCACCCGCUUACAGCCGGUUUCGAGCAGACCGUGGAUGCCAACGAGGCCCACAGUAGCAUGUCCGCUCUCUCUCAGGACAAUGGGUUCUCAUUCCGGUUGCGAGCACAAACGCCUUCGAUGUGGCCCGCUAUCGCUUGCCCGUACGACGUGCAGCAAACGAGCAAGAGCGCGCCUACAAGUGGCCUCGCUUCACCGGAAGACGGCCCCGAUGAUACCCAUUGGCUAGGCAACGCUCCAAAAGGGCGAGCACGUAGCCGCGCACUGACCUUUGUUCCUGGCUGUCAUUUCUCAGCAGCUGCUCCAGGCUCUACACUUCAACAUGUGCCUUCGAGUCGACCAAGAUGCCUCGAGGAUAUCGCACCGCGCCAGUGCUUCUUGCAGGUUCUAGGCAUGUACCGGGAGAUGCUUUGGACAUCGCUUCCUCUGGUAGACUGGCCUACCUUCGCCCACGACCUUUUGCACCGCAGGGAUGCGCAAGAUAAGACUUAUUUGGCCUUUGCUUUGAGCUUGACCGCCUUGACCCUAUCAUGGUGCCCCAAUGCCUACCUACCUGAGCCCAAGGCUUUCUAUUUCAAGUUGCGCGAUGUUUGUCACCGCUCCAAUCGAAGACUGCAGGAUCGCUCUUACUCUCCUCUGACCACUGUUCACGUGUCUACCCUUAUCAGCGAUUCGGUAAGUAGUUCGUUUGCGCCAGCGCUCCAACACACGCUGGCUUACUGGUUUAGCAUUUACCGUUCAGCUGCAUUUGCAGGAGAUAGGCCAGAACGCUGCAUCGGCUGCAACGUUCGGUGAAGCUGAAGGUCUUCUGAAACAUGCGAACCUGAUGCAUGUGGGUUGCCCUGCUGGAUCUGGCCCUCGGCUUGGGUCUGCAAGUGCGAGUCAUGAGGAUCUGCAGCUUCUGUGCUUCAGUGAGCGGCAACCCACCAAUAGUGGCUUGAAGGUGGCCCCGCCUUUGCUGAUUCAUGCAUAUGUCAACAGAGAUCAAGGGGAUUACGUCCCUGUGCGAUUCGCGACCGCUCGUACAUGCUUGCGACGAUAGAGGAGUCUGCUCAGUGCUGCAGACGACUCAGACAGACUCGUGAGUCCCGAGGUCCACCGACUCCGGAUGUUCCACCUUCUCACGACCACCGAGUCGCGAUGCCUGGGUCUCAGAGAGAAUACGCCUCAUGGCUUGAGGUCCUCUGCACACCUCACCCACAUUCUUGCCGAAGUGAUACAAUUUCAUCGAGAGGUGCGUGAUGACUCCACUGAUUUUGCCGUGUCAUCUGCUGAAUUACUGGCCUCAGACUACUUUGAAACAGACACCAAGCUGCUUUGAAGAGCCGCACAAGGACGCAGAGAUGCCCAUCCGGAUUGACGGUUUGCGCUGCAGAGUUUCAGCUGUGAUGAGAUCUUUUGACUCGGAUCUAGGAAUUGGAGGUGAUGCGCAUGCUUUGCACGGGGCGGACGAAUUGCCUCCUCUGCCAUUCCCUCCUGUGCCUCGAGCCAAGUUCCGCGAUGCUACACUGAGCCCGCCAAACUCUCCUUGGCCACCUCGUGCAUUUUCGGCCACAGGUUUACCCAGCCGGAAAGUGGCGUGGCCAGAGCCGAAUGAGCAGGUCGACUGUCGCUCGGCCACGAUCAAAGUUGGGCAACUGCCACCUUUGGCGAACGCGACCAAGGCGCAACGAAGCUUGGCAGCUUCGAGAGUGCUGGCGUGCUGGACAUCUGCUCGUCCCACAGGCGAGGAAAGGAGCUUUGAAGUGCGACAGGCCGUCAGGCUGGAAUUGCUCCUUCUUGUGCUCGCUAUAGAGCUCGUGUUAGAUGACACCGUCGCGAUACUUGGAAUAAGGAGCCAUCAAGAGCAUUGCAAAUCAGCUUGGCAGCCCGCGUUUAGGCAAGCUGCUGAUGCUUCAGAAGAAUCACCCAAGGAGACUCUUGAGUCACGAAGAAACGUGAGUGUCGUCUCCAGUAGCUCGCGCCACACCAUUUCACGUUUCGCCUCAUUUCUCAUACUUUCUCACACACUCAGGUCUUUGUCGCACUGGUGAGUUCGGGUGGGACGCCGCCACCCCAUCAUCGAGCUGCUGAUGCAUCGCCGAUCAUCGUGUAGCUGUCCUUCACAGUCGCCAAGCUGAAAGGAAGACCAGCAGCGCUGGGAGAUGUACGAAGGUUCACUACGCUGACCAAUGGUGAGUCUAGCGUUUUUUGGGUGCUUGGCAGACAAUCCUCUUCUUCUGACACGUCAAUUUUGGCUUGGGAAGCCCUCGCAUUCUUGCAGGGCUUGGCUGCCCGCAAGACUGCGAAAUGA